UGGGAAACUCAGUGAUUAUGAUUAGCAAAACCUUGUUUCCGCUGCGAUGUUUCCAGUCGGACACAAUAACAUUGAGCAAACUGUAGUUGUCCGGACUAGUAGGCUAGCGGUGUCGCCAGUAGUUUCCCCAGCUGAUAGUUACGUUAGUUGGUUUGGGAUAACUAGUGUGUUACAGGCGUAGCCACGGCCAGAGGUUAAGAUGGACCCGGCUCACAAAGCGGUGCUGCGGAAACACAGACUGGAUCUGUCCGACCAGCUGCUGGUCAGUGACACUAUCGUUCCGUUUCUGUACCAGGAGGGCAUUAUCACGGACACGCAAGUGGAGGACAUCGAAUCUCAAUCGACAAACAGACAGAAGAGUCUGAAGCUGCUGGACAUCCUCCCGAGCCGCGGGCCCCGUGCCUUCGACUCGUUCCUGCAGUCUCUGGAGGACUUCCGGUGGGUCCGAGACCGGCUGCUGCUGGAGCUCCAGACUGCACCUGGACCCAGCUCGACAGACGUCUGCCAGAUUCCUGACUCGGUUCUUCAGGGGGUUCCUUCGGAUCUGGAGUUGUCCCGGCUGGCGUCUCGGCUUGGAUCUGAGUGGGAGUCGGUCCUGCUGGAUCUGGGUUUGUCUGUGGAGGCUUUGUUUCGCUGUCGGUCUGAUCACUCUCUCAGUACUCAUGGAGCGGUUCUGGCUGGACUGGUUCAGUGGAGACAGACUGAAGGGAAGAAGGCCACAGUGCAGAGGCUGCUGCACAGUCUGCAGGUCGCUGGUAUCCAUCCGUCGGUACUGGAGGACGUCCUGAUGUGAUGGAUUUGACCUUUUACCUUCCUGUUUACAGUCAGAUGUGUACAGCAUCGGUCUCUCAGCGCCGUCUGGCUGUACACUGGACAAGACAGUGUAUGACCUAGUUUGUUUGAAGCCCGGUGAGAAUUCUGGUGUUUACCGGACAAAACUCUGGGACCAGUCACAUGAAAGGUCUUUAGAACGUGAGUCACAAAAUAUUGUUUAAAAUGUGUUUACAUCAUGUAUCAGACCUGAAGAUGACUGCCCACAGUAAACCUCAGCAACAAGACAUGAAGAGCAGAGCUUUGUGAGGCCGUGAGUGACGGGAACAAGUGAAGCCAGGUCAAAUGCUUUUGUCACUCAACUUAAGGCUGAAUCCAGAUGUUUGGACUUCAUCAUUUGCAGUCUACUGGGCAUUAGAGAUUAUGACUUGGAUUUUUGAGAAGAAAGUCAAAAUUAUGACAAAUGUCUGGCGCCAAGUCAGAAAACAAAUUCUGAGAUAAGAAUCUGAGAUUCAGAGUCUGAAUUUUGAAAGAAUCAGCAAUUUCAAAUUAAAAUUUAGAAAUCUGAGGUUAAAAAUCUGGAUUUUGGGAUUCAAAUUUGAAUUCAAGCUUAAAGUCUAACUUUGAAAUAAAGUCCCGACUUUUAGAUUAAAAAUGUGAAUUUUGAGAUAAAGGUCAAGAUUUUGAGAUGAAAAAGUCAGAAUUCUGGAAAUAAAUUCAGAAAUUUGAGGGUAAGAAUUAAUUUUGAGAAUAAAAGCAGAAAUUUUGACAUUUACAUUUUAAAAUAUAAUACAAAUUUAGUUAAAACCAGAGAUUAAAAGUCAAAAUGUUGAUAAAAAUUUAGAUUCAGAGGUAAAAUUUGAUACAGAAGAUAAAAAUGUGAGAUUUAAAGUAAAGAAUUAUCAGAAUAAAGUGGGCAUAAAGUUUUCAGGCAUAAAUUCGGAUUCUGAAAAUCUUGUGUUCAUUUUCAAAUUCCACACACACACCCCAGUGUAAACAUGGAUCAGAUUUACACUGGUGUAAAAGGCAGAUCAGACUUUUGAUUUUGCCUCUUAUUCAUGUCACAUGUAACUUUAUAAAUUCUGUUAAAUGUGCUUUUCCUCCUCGUCUGUGUUUGCCCCUGACUCCGGCUUCCUCAGUGGAUUUUCCCACAUUUUCCUGGAAGUCGGCCUAAAGGUAGAGCGAUCGGUUUGUUUCAGGGAAACACCUUGACUGAGGUUUGGGUCUGGAAACCACAUAGAGGCUGAAACACAGCAGCAAGGGCGCCCUCUCUGCACCUCAUUAAUUCCUCAACAGCCACAGUGGUCCUGCUGCUGUCUCGCUGUUAAGGUGGACUGAUGAGAUAGAAACUGCACUGUGGCCAAACUCUAACUCUUUGAGUUUGUUGAAAACCUUCAUUUUAAACCAAAAUUGAGAGUUGAUCGAUUUAUUUAUUUGAUAAAUCCUUUACUUAACCAGGUGAACCUCACUGAGAGUGACCUAGCCAAGAGGGCAGCAAACGGUUAACCAGUAAACUGUGACAACAACAGACUAGGACUACAUGUGGACACACAACUGAGACAUACUUCAGCAAACACAACGUCCACGUAGUGUAAAAUCACAGAAACCCAAAAAAGAGUUAAAAGCAUCAACACUUCAACACGCACAGUGGCACUGACCGACAACGCUGUUGAAUCGCUCCAGAGCAGGCGGUUCUGAUAGUUUUGGAUCCUUCUGCACAUUGUUCCAAGAAGAAGGCGCAGCAUGUUGAAAGCUUUUUGCCUAAUUCUCUUCUAACUUUGGGAACCAGCAUCUGAAAAGUACUGUGUGAGUGUAGGCCAUAUUGACUUUGGUCUUUACACAUACAAGUACAUAAAUAAGGUGGAACCAGCCUGAGAAGAGAUUUAUAUAUAACAACCAACUAACGCAAAAGCUGGCCAGCGAUGAGGCGUAAAGCACAGUGACAUACCAAACAGCACAUCACCAUAAUCCCCUAAAGGUAAAAAGGUUAAAUGUCCUUUCUGAUCCAAAGUCAUUCCUCAGACUGAACUGUAAAUGUUAAUGUUUAAUUUAAAACGUGAACUGUUUCCACUCAGAUGACUGUUGAACACGUCACUGACUUUCUGAGCUGAUAUCUCGUUGAAGUAAUGGUUGUACUUCACUGGUUUUUACUCUGAGAUGAAAGGUUUUGAUGAUAUUAUCAGGAGUCUGAGAUUAGAGUGAGGAGUGUGGGAUUAAAAAUCUCAGUUUACAGAUAAAAGCAUCUGAGAUUAGAAGUCAAACCUUUGAGAUGAAAAUCAGGAAUGACAGAGUAAAAACUUUAAUGAAAGGCAGAAAAUCUGAGAAUUUAUGCCCAAAAUUUGAGAUAAAAGUCAAGAAUAUAAAAACUUUUGAGAAUAAAGUCAGGAAACUGAAUGAACCGUUGUGAGGACUACUUGUCAGCAUUAAGAACAUUUCUAAAACGUAGUCGUACGAAUUUAUUUCCUGCACUCUGCUGAAGCCAGGGCUCCUGUUUGUUAGGUUGUGUUGUUAUCUCUGUUUUCUGACAUUUUUAAGGUGUUAAGGAAACACACAGCGAUAACCAGGAAAAUCCAAGAUGGCCACACUUAAACACCUGAAAAUGAAAAGUCAGAAUCUUAAACAAAGUCUGAGAUUCAAUUCAGGGUUUGAGACAAAAGAUAGAAUUUUUAGAUGAGGUUGAAAAUUUUAAUUCUAAGACAAACGUUUGUGCUAAAUGUUGUGAAUCCCAGAUUAAAAGUUAUAAUUUUAAUUUAAAGCCAGGAAUCAGAGUAAAAGCCUGCAGACUGCUACGUUGGACUAGAAGCUGCUCUGGUUAUAAUGAUGUUAUAUAAAGGGGCUUUUUCUGACACCCACAGAGUUUCGGUUAUAAUCAGGUCACUCCACGCUGUUAACACGCUUUUAGAAACUGUCAGUCGGCAGCUGUGUUGGUGAAAUCCUGGUGAAGGGUUAAAGUGACUAAAUGGUCGCUGAUUCACGCCGUGUGCUGCUCCUCGUGUGAGCUUCUACCAGGAACCUGGAAAUGUUUAGAGGCUGCAGGGGCGUGCACGGGCUUCACCGACUGGGGCGCGCUCCCACUGGUCCCCAGCUCUUCACGGCGUUUCUCCUAGUUAGUCUCCAGCGGUUGACACCUCGGCUCGGCCAAACUCUCCUCGGCGCUAGAGCGCACAGCUGCUCCGGGCUCGUGGCUCCUGCCAGGCCAGAGGAAUCUCCCUCUCUGCGCGUCCGUGCCUCUGUUUGCAGCCUCAGCGUGAAUUUCACGCCAGAUGGAAGAUGUCACCUUUUCACAUGGGAACCAGAUGUUCAGUAAAAAUGUGAAAACAGUUGCAUGUGAACUGAAACGUCUCGGCGUUGAGAUUGAAUAGGUGCGCGACACGUGCGCGGUCCCCAGAAACGAUUAGUCUAUUAACUCCUUCCAUUUUAAUUGGCAACAAUUUGGCUAAUUGAUUAAAAGUUUGCAAGCCAGAUAUUAAUGUGUUGCUGGUAGCAGCUUCUGCGGGGGGUGAAUAUUUUUAUGGCAGUGAACUCAACGUGUUCGUGUUGCUCAGACAAAGCCACUUCAGGGAAACAUGGACAGCUGAACACUCGGUUAAAGAAAAUACCUGGCACGUGUAUUGAUAAAGAAACGUGUGAAAAUUAAAGCAAUUCGAUUUUUUAAACUAAAUCAAAUGAGCUCAAUAUAAAGCAACCCAUUCCGGAUUCUGCAGCCAGAUGUGGGAGCAGCUGUCAGCGCAGAGGCUUUUCAAUCAGUGACUAAACAGAAGUACGUGAACCUGGAGCGCCGGGGUGUCACCGUGCGUGUGUAGGGGGGAGCAGAGCAGGACCUGAAAACCUCUGGAAUAGUGUUAAUAUGCUGAGUAGAAUUUGUUCUACUGAUGCCAGUGGCGCGCACAGCAGCAGCUGUGACCACGGUGUGCUUGUGCUGUUCAGGAUCCCGUGGUUCCCGAGUCAACACGUCAUGUUUACCACACGCGCACACACACGUGUGGGGUCAUGUGAGCCCAGCGAUGACGUCAGCACAGCCAUAAGGAAGUGCCUCUUAUGGAGUCUGACUGACC
Molecule: messenger RNA, 4826 nt
Organism: Monopterus albus (swamp eel)
Lineage: Eukaryota; Metazoa; Chordata; Actinopteri; Synbranchiformes; Synbranchidae
Gene: cradd
Product: CARD and death domain containing adaptor protein
Exons: 2
Coding region: 200-793 (197 amino acids)
Biological process (GO): regulation of apoptotic process; signal transduction
Molecular function (GO): death domain binding; protease binding
Source: RefSeq, a predicted model, not a curated record